AUGUCAGCAUUGUACAUAGAAUGCCUUACACGUUCCAAGGCUAGUAUUCUGUGCAAGCGCGAAAGGAGACACCGACAAUUGUUCUGCAACACUGUGUGUGUGGCUCGAGUGCCACCUCGUCGUCGGGAAACGUUCAAUCCGUCCACGAUGAUGUUCAGAACAUUAAUGCUGUGCGGAUGCAUCGCCAUGGUUGCAGUGAUGGCGGAGGACCGCGCACCGAUCGACAAGGAUACGAGGAAAGCUGUGUCGGUGUUCAAUGUGUUCGGAGAGAAAGUGUAUCGCGAACUCAGCCGACGGGAAGGCAACAUUUUCCUGUCGCCCAUAUCGGUAUCGGCAAUCGUCGGCAUGAUUCAUCUCGGUGCUCGCGGCAAAACCGCCGAGGAAAUGGAGGACGUACUCGGCUUGCAAAAGUUCGCACUGAACGGUUCAACGCUGCACGAGGCCGUUCGCAAACUAAUAACUACCCUCCUGCCGCUCGUCGACCAGUUCGACCUACAAAUCGCGAACGGCGUUUUUGUCACGGACGGGCUCCAGGUGAACGUCCAGUAUCGAGAUGGUCUCAGUCGUUUCUACAAAGCCGGCUUGUACUCGGCGCCGCUCAAGGAUCAACCCGAGGAGGCGGUUUCCGACCUCAAUCAUUGGGUUAAGGAUCAGACCAAUGGGAAAAUCCCGGUUCUCCUCGAAAGGCCUCUGCCUGCGACGAUCCCUCUCGUGAUGCUGAACGCCGUUUACUUCCGAGGAAACUGGCUCCAUCCGUUCAGGAACGAGUCGACGAAGAGAAAUAAAUUCUACGGAUCGAGUAGGGUGAACGACAACGUCGAGCUCAUGUACCAGGAAGGAGCUUUCAUCCACAUCGACACGCCGCAAUAUCAGGCCGUGGAGCUCCCUUACAAGGGCGAGGAUAUCGUGAUGAUUGUUAUUUUGCCAAAAGACAGCAAGGAUCUCUACCGACUCGAACAGACGAUAAGUUACAAAGACAUUCGAGACCAACUCAGUUCGGUCAUCAAGCAAAGGGUCAAGCUCACGCUGCCCAAAUUCUCACUGAACCUCGGCUACGACAUGCGGGGUCCUCUCCAAGACGUGGGCCUGAACUCGAUGUUCUCGCCGCGCCACGCGAACUUGACAGGCAUAUCGCGAUUUCCUGUGAUAGCUCUUGACACUAUCUACCACAAGGCUAUUGUGGACGUCAACGAGGAGGGCACAAUAGCGUUGGCGACAACCACCGGCAUCAAUCGGCAUUCGAGUCUCAUGAAUCCGCAGGUGGCUGAGUUCAAAGCAGAUCGUCCGUUCCUUUUCAUAAUCGAAGACGUCGAAUCGAACGCGGUUCUGUUCGUAGGCCGUGUCAGCGAUCUGUAGCAGCCGUCGCGACGGUCUUGGGGCCGUCGAGUAAGACCGCUCCGUAAAUACAUUCUAAAGCCAAAUAUGCAAUCUCGGAACUCGUACUGUAAAUAGUUCAAUAACUCACGCUGCUCAAGAGAAAAGGAAACAUGUACAAGUGUCUCAAGGGCCGCGGGACGGAGAUAAAUCGCUGAUUUCAA
Molecule: messenger RNA, 1538 nt
Organism: Galendromus occidentalis (western predatory mite)
Lineage: Eukaryota; Metazoa; Arthropoda; Arachnida; Mesostigmata; Phytoseiidae
Product: leukocyte elastase inhibitor-like
Exons: 2
Coding region: 1-1356 (451 amino acids)
Molecular function (GO): serine-type endopeptidase inhibitor activity
Source: RefSeq, a predicted model, not a curated record